This is a messenger RNA of Symbiodinium pilosum, 1530 nucleotides long. The record is from the annotation of a GenBank genome assembly. NCBI's taxonomy places the organism in Eukaryota, Dinophyceae, Suessiales, Symbiodiniaceae.
AUGGAAGAUCUUGUCUUCAGCUGCUUCAACCGAGAAGGCUCGCAGGUGAAGGGCUUCGUCGUAGCUGGCGGAGUUCUGUAUGGGGAGGGCGAAUCCAUUUUCGUAGAGAUGUUCAAAGAUGCAUGGCGGGGCGUGCAGUCCCAUGUUGUAGUGACCCCGGGCGUCAAUAAGGUGCCCACUGUCCACGUGCGGGACAUGGCGAGGGUCGUCAGACAAGUAAUCACGAACGCAGAGGGCAUCAACCCUCUUGAAGCCACUCCAUACUUCCUGGCAGUAGAUCAGCCGCCGGCAGCCAAAGAAGGCCAGCCGUCCAUGCCGGCUGCGCAAGCAGAAAUUGUCCAAGCAAUUGUGGACGAAAUGGGCGAGCACUAUGAUGUCCCUCGCGUGCCGAAGGCAAGCAUUGCGGAAGGUGGGAUGAGCGAUCUACAGGAGGCCAUGGCUUUGGACCUUUGGAUCGAGCCCUCGGGCAUUGCACUCGCUGAGGACUUUUGCUCCAGCUUGGAGCCCCCUGGCUGGGUGUGCAAGAAUGGCCUGCUGGCAAACCUCAGAACCAUUGCAGAUGAGUUCUGCGCUGGUAAGAAGCUGCGAUCUAUGAGGAUCCUCAUCGCAGGGCCGCCAAACUCCGGCAAGACCAAUCUUGCCCAAGCGGUCGCGGAGCACUUCAAAGUGCCUCACCUGUCUCUGCCAGAGGAGGUCACAAGUGCAGAUCUGGACAAAACGAUCACGCAGAUCUCCUCCAGUGUUUGCCAUUUCCGGGGCUACGUCCUCGACGCAGGAGGCAUUGGCUUUGCCGAGGCAGAGAAGCUCUUCCGCUAUGACAUUGAGGUGCCCAAGAGCGAAGAGGAACAGGAGGAAGUCCCUGAGGGUGCGGAUCCGGCGCCGCCCAAGAUCGAGCGUAGACUCAAUGAGGAGACCUGUCCGGCUAUGGUCAUCAUCACGCAGGCGCCGGCCGCGAUUUGCAAGGCGCGAUGGCAAUCCUCUGGAGCUUCGCUGGAGGCCUUCGAGAAGUCGAUGCAGGCAUACAUCAGCAACAACCUGACGCAGAACGUGCACAGUCUGCAAGACUUCUUCCAAGACGUCGCAAACAAGGGCGUGUUGAACUUGCCGAUCACCGGCAAGGACGACGAGGACAUGUUCGAGAGUGCCCGGAUCUACAUCGAGCGGAACGGGCGGCCGUUCAACUACCUGACGCCCGAAGCAGAGGUCUCUCGAGAAAUCCGUGAGCGACGAGCGGAGAAAGAGAAGGCAGCGGCUGAAGCUGAAGAAUCCCUGAAGCAGAAGGACGACGGCAGCGCAGAGAAGAGAGAAGAGCAGAGGCACGCAGCGCGGCUCCGUAUCGUCUCGGACCACGAGGCUGCGCAGCAAAAGCUUCGACAGCUUCCUCUUCGUGAGUACCUGAUGCAGUACAUGGUCCCGAAUCUGACGGAAGGCCUCGUGGAGGUUUGCAAGGUGUUGCCAGAUGAUCCCGUGGAUUACUUGGCCAACUACCUGGAGGAGCACGCGGCACGGACGGUUGCUCUCAAGCGCUGA